Messenger RNA from Andrographis paniculata, 1363 nucleotides. RefSeq lists its product as uncharacterized. Lineage: Eukaryota; Viridiplantae; Streptophyta; Magnoliopsida; Lamiales; Acanthaceae. The coding region runs from base 247 to 996 and encodes 249 amino acids. The record is from RefSeq and is a predicted model, not a curated record. The transcript has 7 exons.
AUGCCGUGAGCUUGCCGAAUUUCCGUGUAGAUUCGCACUUGGUAUUCGGAUCUUCCACAAAUUUCAGUCCGAAUGAUUUUCGCUCCUAUAUAUGGACUCUUCGACAAACGGGGUCUUCUCCAUUCGUAUUGGUGGUGAUUUCUUCGCUUCGGCUGGAGCUGCGGCGAUAUUUGUUGUGCAUUGUAGCCUUGCAGUGACUGUUUCUGGCAAUCAGUCCAAUUUGGGUGACUGAUUGCCAAAUAGCAAAUGACUCCGGAAGGUGCACUUAAGCCCAGUAACUCCUUGAGUGGAAUGUAUGGAGUUCAUUUGCUGCCACAUUCUCCCUUUGAAAUCCGAACCAUAAAGCAACAUGAGGAUCCCAACCAUUCAGCUGGUGGAACUUCUUCCGUUGGGAGCAAGCAAUGGUUGAUCCCCCAGAAAGUUUGGCAACAGAUGCCUCCCUGUCUAAAGCCCAUCCACUGUUGUGUUAAUGGUGAUAAAACCCUUGUUGAACGAGUUGCUAAUGUGCUUACUUCACUUCCUUUUAUUUCUCUUGGAAUCCAGGCCCCAAGGAGAAAUCUUAAUUGUAAAAUCUACGCAAAUUCGUUGAUUGGAGUAGGAAUUGCCUCUAGUUUGUAUCAUGUUUCAAGAGGGAAGUUGAGGAAGUAUUUUAGAUGGGCUGAUUAUACAAUGAUUGCCAUGGCAACUGUGUGCCUGUCCAGAGCUCUUCGGAAUGACAACUCCAAGAUGCUUAUGACUGCAUCUGCCCUAAUGUUACCAGUACAGCCACUUAUGGUGUCUGCAGUUCAUACAGGGUUGAUGGAGGUAGAAUUUGCAAAGAGAGCUCUUGAAGAACCAAAUCUGAGGAUGGCUCAUAGUGUUCACCAGAUGUCAUCUUUAGUAGGCGGUGCACUUUUCAUUGCAGAUGAUGUUUUCCCUGAAACCCCAUUUCUACACGCAGGUUGGCAUCUAGCUGCUGCAGUCGGAGUUGGCACUUGCAACAAACUAUUGGAGUAGCAAAGUUUGUUCCGGUUUAUCAUCAAUUUGCCGAAAAAACAUGUCCAUGAAUCAACAUAAGACAGAAUUGGGGUCAAUCAGUCAGAAGCAUAUAUCCCAUUUUAAUCUCCUUGAACAAGUAAUCCAUGUCAAUCUAUGUUGCCAUUGGUCGAAAUCAAUAAGGUUAGGAAGCUCUUUCUUGCGCGAUCAGAACCUCGACGAGAGCUGGAGUAUAUUGUUGUUAGAACCAUUUCUUCUUCAUAUUGUGUACCAUUUGUUACAGAUUCACUAGCCCUUAAUGUUUGUAUGGAAAAUUGUCAUUGUUGUGUUUCUUGAUAAUGUAACAAACAGUUCUUGUCUUUUAUUUAGCUGAAUGGUUUUGAUGCAA